AUGCCAAACGUCGCUUCAGACCUCAUCCCUACCAAGGCCGGCCACCUCCCCGGAAUCCUCACUCUCCUCAAGUCCGGCAACCAAGUCACCUUGACCGACAUCCGGACCAUGUUCGACCAAGUCCACCCUGGCAGCGCGGCGGACCACUUCGAGCCGUGCGAAGGCGGUUACAAGCUCACGCCUCGUUCGGGCUUCGUCAAUCUCAUCGGUAAGUAUCAGUCUGAGUUGGAGAAGUGA
Molecule: messenger RNA, 237 nt
Organism: Alternaria ventricosa
Lineage: Eukaryota; Fungi; Ascomycota; Dothideomycetes; Pleosporales; Pleosporaceae
Exons: 1
Coding region: 1-237 (78 amino acids)
Source: RefSeq, a predicted model, not a curated record